Messenger RNA from Cicer arietinum (chickpea), 408 nucleotides. NCBI's taxonomy places the organism in Eukaryota, Viridiplantae, Streptophyta, Magnoliopsida, Fabales, Fabaceae. The record is from RefSeq and is a predicted model, not a curated record.
CCCAAUUCAACAAAAGCUCUUUCUCGUUUGAACCAAAAAACGUAACCUCAGAGCUCAUCAAUGGCGGCGAAGAAGCAGCAAGUUGAAGACACUAAAAAGAGAAAGCGAAUUAACACUGAAUCUCACCAAUCUCCUUCCAAACCAAAGGCUUCCAAGUUCGUUGCCUCUAAGAAACCUAAGCCACACUUCGACAAUAAAGAGAAGAAGAAUGUCCCCCUUACCGGCCGAGAACGUCGACUCAAUGCAAAGGAAUUGGCAGAAGCUAGAAAGAAGAAGAGAAAGCGCCAUUUCACUCUUGAACAAGUUUUUUUUCCUCGUUUUUUAAAUCCCCAUGAAUUGGGGCUGAUUUUUAAUUUAGGGUUCAAGCUUUUGUUGAAUGAUAUGCUUCUGGUUCAAGAUUAGGGUUCA